This is a messenger RNA of Emys orbicularis (European pond turtle), 483 nucleotides long. It is a transcript of the gene LIN7A, whose product is annotated as lin-7 homolog A, crumbs cell polarity complex component. The record is from RefSeq and is a predicted model, not a curated record. The transcript is spliced from 3 exons. Gene Ontology annotation, biological process: maintenance of epithelial cell apical/basal polarity; neurotransmitter secretion; protein localization to basolateral plasma membrane. Gene Ontology annotation, cellular component: cell-cell junction; basolateral plasma membrane; MPP7-DLG1-LIN7 complex. NCBI's taxonomy places the organism in Eukaryota, Metazoa, Chordata, Testudines, Emydidae. Gene Ontology annotation, molecular function: L27 domain binding. The coding region runs from base 1 to 483 and encodes 160 amino acids.
AUGCAUGAAACCAUAACUGUUAAUGGCUGCCCAGAAUUCCGUGCCAGGGCCACUGCAAAGGCAACAGUUGCUGCUUUUGCAGCAAGUGAAGGCCAUUCACACCCUCGAGUGGUGGAGCUGCCAAAGACUGAUGAAGGUCUUGGCUUUAACGUGAUGGGAGGAAAGGAACAAAACUCUCCUAUAUAUAUUUCUCGUAUAAUUCCUGGAGGGGUGGCAGAAAGACAUGGAGGACUCAAGCGAGGAGACCAGCUGCUUUCUGUUAACGGAGUGAGCGUGGAAGGAGAGCACCAUGAAAAAGCAGUGGAGCUCCUGAAGGCUGCUAAAGAUAGUGUCAAGUUGGUUGUGCGCUACACUCCCAAAGUGCUGGAAGAGAUGGAGGCUCGUUUUGAAAAACUGAGGACAGCACGACGCCGGCAACAGCAGCAACUGCUAAUUCAGCAGCAGCAACAGCAGCAGAAUACACAGCAAAAUCAUAUGUCGUAG